AAACCUGACUCAGGCAGGCAGCUGCGGCUAUUAAAACAGCGCCGGCCCGCACGCGUCCCUGCUGGGGUGAGGGCCACCGCCGCCGCCGAGCAACGAUGAAGCUAGCCAACUGGUGGGGGCUGAGCUCGGCUGUCCUUGCGGCUUAUGGCGUUUUGGUUGUGGCGAACAAUGAAACGGAGGAAGUUAAAGAUGAAAUGGCCAAGGAUGCCUGCCCGGUGAGACUAGAAAGCAGAGGGAAAUGCGAGGAGGGUAGCGAAUGCCCCUACCAGGUGAGCCUGCCGCCACUGACCAUUCAGCUCCCGAAGCAGUUCGGCAGGAUCGAGGAGGUGUUCAAGGAAGUCCAGAACCUCAAGGAAAUGGUAAAUAGCCUCAAGAAAUCUUGCCAAGACUGCAAGCUGCAAGCUGACGACAGCCGAGACCCGGGCAGAAAUGGACGGCUGUUACCUAGCCCAGGAGCGCUAGGAGAAGCCGAUGACAACAGAGUUCGAGAAUUAGAGAGUGAGGUUAACAAGCUGUCCUCUGACCUAAAGAAUGCAAAGGAGGAGAUCGAUGUGCUUCAGGGUCGCCUGGAGAAGCUCAACCUUGUAAAUAUGAACAACAUAGAAAAUUAUGUUGACAGCAAAGUGGCAAAUCUAACAUUUGUAGUCAAUAGUUUGGAUGGCAAGUGUUCAUCUAAGUGUCCCAAUCAAGAAGAAAUACAGUCACGUCCAGUUCAACAUCUAAUAUAUAAAGAUUGCUCUGACUACUACACAAUAGGCAAAAGAAGCAGUGAGACCUACAGAGUCACCCCGGAUCCCAAAAACAGUAGCUUCGAAGUUUAUUGUGACAUGGAGACCAUGGGGGGAGGCUGGACAGUGCUGCAGGCACGUCUCGAUGGAAGUACCAACUUCACCAGAACAUGGCAAGACUACAAAGUAGGCUUUGGGAACCUCAGAAGAGAAUUUUGGCUGGGGAACGAUAAAAUUCAUCUUUUGACCAAAAGUAAAGAAAUGAUUCUAAGAAUUGAUCUUGAAGACUUUAAUGGUGUCAAACUCUAUGCCUUGUAUGAUCAAUUUUAUGUGGCCAACGAGUUUCUCAAAUACCGUUUGCACAUCGGUAAUUAUAACGGCACAGCUGGAGAUGCCUUACAUUUCAGUAAACAUUACAACCAUGAUCUGAAGUAUUUCACCACCCCAGAUAGAGACAAUGAUCGGUAUCCCUCUGGGAACUGUGGGCUCUAUUACAGUUCAGGCUGGUGGUUUGAUGCAUGUCUUUCUGCAAACUUAAAUGGCAAAUAUUAUCACCAAAAAUAUAGAGGUGUCCGUAAUGGGAUUUUCUGGGGCACCUGGCCUGGUAUAACUGAGGCACACCCUGGUGGCUACAAGUCCUCCUUCAAAGAGGCUAAAAUGAUGAUGAGACCCAAGCACUUUAAGCCAUAAAUCACUAAACUCAUUCCUCUGGGUAUUUAUUACCUAAUACGGCAAUUAAUUCCUUGAGCACUUUGGAAUAUGUUUUAUACUCCUUUACUAUGACUAAAAAUUUAUCUCUAGGUAUAGGUUCUUAUGCUACACAGCAUUUGAAAUAAAGCGGAAAAAGCACACAUUUUAUAGGCGUCUUUUGUUGGUGUUAUACUGUUAUCCAGAUGAAUAUUUGCAAAGCAAUUGGGAGUGUUGAGAAUUACACAUUAGAUUUAUGAUUCCCUUAAUUUCUAUUAAUUGAAAGAUUUUCUAUUUACUUAUGUUACUUGCUAUAAUUAUGAAAUCAUUGUUUAUUUAGCAGGCUAGAUUUUUACACAAGUAAUCUGUAUUUUGAUUGUGACUUAAAUACCUUUUUUUCAGGCUAUAGUCAGUUAUUGGCUAUUUAUGUCUCUAAAUACUUUAAUCCUCAUUCUGAGAUAAACCUUCUCAAUUUAUGGCAUUUCUUUUGGGUCAGGAAGACCCUACAGCAUUUUAGCUCCCAGACAAAGGGAAAUACAUGUAAUUAAACCUGUUCAUGUACUAUUUGUGAAAUGUAAAAUAUUUGUCAUUUAAAAUAUUUUGGUGGUAGCAUAAUGUCACUCCUAAAAGCAUUCAGAAAAUUAAUUCAACCUUAAAGACCAUGAUUUAAAGGUUAUUAAUUCACAGUUGAUAACUCUUUAGGUGUUGGAUGGUUAAAACUGCUUUACUAUAAAAAUUAGCUUCCUUUGCUUUGAUUGCACAACAGUUUUUAAUUUAAGAUUGCUCAUUACUGUGCAUGACUACUGGUAGGCUUUCUUUUGGAAGGGUAGGUGUGGGUGGGGAAUGAAGCAUUUAUUUAUAGACUAGAUUACUCUGAGGGCCAAAGCAUUUAUAUCCAAAGCAAUAUUUUCAUUAAGUGAUUCACUUCAUAGAAAGCUAAGUUUUAUAAGACAUAUGUAUUUUGAUAUAUAUAGAAUAGUAGUUCAAAUAUUAUGUAUAUCUCAACCCUAACUGGUGUAUUGCUUAUAUUUUUAUCAGAAAAUUUAAAUACAGGUGUUUAUUUUUUUUAACCAAACUAAAAUAUAUGAAGCUUUUAUAAUUCACUAAUUCUGGAGUGCAGACCAUUUUUUAAAGAUUAUUAAAAAAAUAGUGUGUUAAAUUUAAUCAUAGUAAAAAAGGGAUCAUUUCAGAGAGAACAGUGGUAUUCUGUUGAACAUUUAAAAUAUACUCGAAUAAAAUUUGAAACAAUACACUAUACUGUAUGUGAGUCAUAGAAAUGUAUUCAGUCUUUAAUUUCUAGUUUGUUUCUACCACAGUAACUCAAAAUAUACUCAAAAAGAUGCAACUUUACUCAUAAUUUGAAAAUAAUUAAGAAGGAUAGUAGCUUUAGGAAACAAAGUAACUUUUUCAAAUAUUGCCCUUUAUAGAAAAUUCUAACCAAAAAGAAGCAAGAUACUCUUAAAAAUAUAUGACAUACAAAGUUUUCAGGUACACAUGAUGAAAAUUAAGUUAUUAUGAAUACUAUUAAAGUAUUAAGGCAAGAGAAAUGCAAAGAGAAUUGUGACAGCCAAAAUACAAAAUAUCAUGGUACAUUUCAAAAGCUUCAUAUCUACUCAAUAGUAUAACAGAUGUAAAUGUAACUGAUUUACACUUUUAUUCUUUUUUGUUUUUUUUUAAAAAUUAAGAAGAUUUUUAUUUUAUACAAUGUAUUUAUUUCACAUAAGAGAAUUUUCAUUUACUAUCUGUAAUUGUUGAUAUAUGCAUAAGUUUAAGUCAAUUCCCAUGAUCAAAAUGGACUCAUGAAGCAGGAUCUGAUCCUCUCAAACUUCUAUUUCUCACACUGAAAAAAGGAAAAUAUACGGACUCUGCGCAAAAUACAGUUCUAAAGAAAAAUAGCUCAUAAAGUGAGUAUCCACUGAUAUAAUGGGAAUGAGAUUAUCAUUUCAGAAGAUUUGCCAAAUAAUCCAUUAAUCCAUGUAAAUACUCAAAAGCUGCCUUUUAUCUUUCCACUUAUUUCAAAGGAUCAAAUUUUAUUUUCUAUUAUACUUUUAUGACACUUUUCCAAUAAAAAAUUCUGUGACAUAGAAA
Lynx canadensis (Canada lynx) is the source of this 3503-nucleotide messenger RNA. It is a transcript of the gene FGL2, whose product is annotated as fibrinogen like 2. NCBI's taxonomy places the organism in Eukaryota, Metazoa, Chordata, Mammalia, Carnivora, Felidae. The transcript has 2 exons. The record is from RefSeq and is a predicted model, not a curated record. The coding region runs from base 96 to 1418 and encodes 440 amino acids.